AAGUUGCACUUCAACAUAGCGAUUCCUGGAAGAUAACAGUCUUUCAGCAGCGCUAUAAACAAAAAUAAUAUAAACUCUUUAUAACUCUUUUUUAUCACUUCUGUGCUUUACUUCCAUUUCAAAAUGAAAUCCAUGAUCGCAGUUGUUUGCUUGGCUCUGGCGUGUGGAGCUCACGCUUCCGGAUGGGUUGGCCCACCAGCCAACAUCGCCCUGUCUCAGGACGGACGGAAUAUCUUGGAUACACCCGAGGUAGCUCAAGCCCGUGCCGCUCACCUUGCCGCUCUUAACCAAGCCUCACAAUCCAACCCCAACCCCAACGACGACGGAUCAUACGACCCCAGGUGGGACAACGAAGAGUACUGGCAAAACAACGACCAGAGUGGAAAAUGGAACGGUGGUGCCAAUCAGUGGAAUGGAGCUCAGGCUAACCAGUGGAACGCAGCCCCCGCCGGCCAGUGGAAUGGUGCCCCCGCUCACCAAUGGAAUGCUGGUCCAGCUCCCGUUGCUGAAACCCCUGAAGUUGCUCAAGCUCGUGCUGCUCACCUCGCUGCCUUGAACAGCGCCAACGCUGCUCCCGCUCACAACCAAUGGAACGCCCCCGCUCACAACCAGUGGAACGCUCCCGCUCAAAACCAAUGGAACGGUGCUCCCUCAUGGCAAGGACCCCCCGCCCAAAUCCGUCUCGCCCAGAACGGUGCUGGAAUCCUUGAGACCCCUGAAGUAGCUGCUGCUCGCGCUGCCCACUUAGCCGCCCACGCUCAGGUCCAACACGCUGCCCCAGCUCACCCCCAACAACACUGGUGAAAACCUUUAUCCCUAUCCCUUCUUUUUCUGGUAGACUAGACUUCUCUAGACUAUCACUUGAAUUCUCUUAUUGAGAGUCAGAUGAUAUUCUACAGAUAUGUCUGAUUACCUUCUUCUUUUCGAUCUCCUUUUCUUUAGAUAUAUUUUUCAAGUGUUAGUGCGUCUAUAUCUUCUUCUUCUGUAGCUUUUUGUUACCUUUCACUAAGAAAAUUCUAUUUACGAUCAUUUUUGUACAUAAUAAAUAAUUAUAUGUAUGCAUAAAUGAAAUAUAUUAAACAAAUACAAAUAUA
Danaus plexippus (monarch butterfly) is the source of this 1094-nucleotide messenger RNA. It is a transcript of the gene CPH31, whose product is annotated as pupal cuticle protein-like. Lineage: Eukaryota; Metazoa; Arthropoda; Insecta; Lepidoptera; Nymphalidae. The transcript has 2 exons. The record is from RefSeq and is a predicted model, not a curated record. Bases 124 to 804 code for a protein of 226 amino acids.